Aureobasidium vineae is the source of this 1327-nucleotide messenger RNA. Lineage: Eukaryota; Fungi; Ascomycota; Dothideomycetes; Dothideales; Saccotheciaceae. The record is from the annotation of a GenBank genome assembly.
AGAACCAUCUCCUGCCGAGGUUGAGAAUGGCUAUUAUCAACCAAUCCCCUCGCGACGCUGGUAUCAUCUUAUCCUCGACGGUCUUACUCCUAUGGCCCUGAAACUUCGCUCUCAACCUCAUCCUCACCAUCCUUUCGUCUCUCAGAGUUCUCGUAACUCGAUCGCCAAGCGGAAACAAGAAUAUAUCAUCACAGAGACUCCUAUACCGGAGUCAGGACUGGAGUCCUUGGUUACGAGAAGAUUUCAAGUAAUUGCAGUCCUCAGAUUGGCAUGCUNNGGCAUUUUACAUAUUGUGUCGUAUCUCUUCUAUGGCAACGCUCUGCUCGUGGAGACCAAUUUUGAUUUCUUGCCAGACUGGGGGCACUCGGGAANNAAGAUUGGAGAUGGCCUAGCACAUUACCCUACUGAUGCUACUCGAGAUGUCCUGCCAAUUCGANGACGAAUUCCUUUGUACGAGGCUUUGCAUUACGGGUGCACAGGUGUCGAGGCAGACGUUUGGCACAUCGGAAAUGACCUAUUUGUGGGCCACAGUACAUCCGCCCUCACUCCAAACCGUACAUUCCGAAAUCUCUACGUGGACCCUCUUAUUGCGCUGUUGGAAAAACAGAAUCCUGCCACGUUGUUUGCUGACACCAAGAACCAUGGAGUCUUCGACGAGGACCCAAAUCAGACACUGGUCCUACUCGUCGAUCUCAAAACCCAUGGUCCGGACACUUUUACGAAAGUGGAAGAGCAGCUCGAAGGUCUUCGCGCGAAGGGCUACCUCACCUACUUCAAUGGUACACACACCGUUCCCGGAGCGAUCACUGUGGUCGGAACAGGAAACACGCCCUUUGAUCUGGUGACUGCCAACACAACAUACCGCGACAUUUUCUACGACGCUCCCCUGGGAAUGCUAUACGAGUCAUCACCAAUAUCAAUACCCGACAUCAACAUCGACCCUAAAUUGCACCACCUGACAGAAAUCGACGACUAUCAUCCUUCAUUAGCAGGUCAAGGUAAAACCGGUCUGCCCGCAAACACACCAGCCUCCGCAUUCAACGCCAGCACAUCCUACUACGCCAGCAUAAAUUUCAAGCGCUCCAUCGGCCGCGUUUGGCGCGGUAAGCUCUCGCGCAAACAAAUGAAAAUCAUCCGUGGACAGAUCCGGGGUGCCAAANAGGCAGGCCUCAAAGCAAGGUAUUGGAAUACACCGGCUUGGCCUGUUAGUCUGCGAAACCACAUCUGGCAUAUUCUGGUGCAGGAGGGUGUUGGUAUGCUUAAUGCUGAUGACCUUGAGGGUGCUGCGAUAGAGGACUGGAGGCGUUGGAAGCAUGAGUGGUCUGAU